AUGCAAGUGCUGCGUCAGAAACCAAUCGAGAUAUUGAACCUCGACCUCGUGGCGCAAGCAAACCACUCAACGGCCAGGACAACCUCGACGCCGAAGCCGUUGCUUGGCCGGGCUACGUUAGAGCGGUUGAUGUCCACUCGAUCGCGGCCGACGACAAGUUACGCCUCCCGACCGGCGACACCCACGCCGCUGUUUGGUACCGAGAUCCUGGACACGCCGAAGAACCGAGCGACCAUCUUUGGACGGUUAGCUGCGCUUUGGUCGCUCAUUGCGCAUCGAUCGUCGACUUCACCGGGCGAUCAGCGCUUAGAUUCUCCCGAUACUGCGACUACCAGGUCUCCCUUUGAGUGCAGCAUGGCUACGGUGAAGCUCUGCAAGACGGUCGGGAUAUCGUUGACCCCUUCGGCAGCCACCCACCUGUCGUUCUGGUACACCAGCGAGCACGGCGUCGACUUUGAGUCGUUCUGUGACGUUGUGGUCCAGGGCGCCAUUCAGCCCGCUCUCCACCACUUCAACCUCGACAACUCGGUUGAUGAAUACGUGGCAGCACUCGACACCGUCAUCCAAAGCCUCAUGACGACGGAACCCGCUCGACGUCGCAAGAAGAAAGCAGCAGCAUCAGAGUGUCCUCGGAGGCUGAAGGAGCUCAAUGAGAUCCAGCCAGUCUUCAUGGGCUGGAGGGCAGGGAUCACGCCUCGACUCGUGCAGCAGUCAGAGGAUCCUGGCCCAACAACGCCGACUAGAGCUCUGAUCACAGCCGAGAAGGUACGAAAGGCGUUGGAGGCUUCGGCGAGUCAGCACAUGCUCGCGCGCCAACUCCCGUCAGAAGAAGCUCGUGUCACACACGUUGAGAAUAUCCGCCGCAAGGUCCAGCUCCACAAGUCGUGGAAGUUCAUCAGCGACGGAAAGACCAAAGAUGCGACUCAGGAGAAUGACGAGGUUCUCGUUUGCUGCUCGUGCUCCGUUCGAGGCGCUGUGCUGUGGUGCUCGUCAUGCUUCACCGUCAACUGUCAGAAGUGUUGGCAAGAAACUCACGCGUGCACUGUUGACAUGUCCAUGGUAUCGUCCGAGCCAGCCUCGACCAAGACGCCGCUGCUUGGGCCAACCGCGCUUGCGUUGAAGAAGAAACGAUGCGGUAGCGCUACGUUGCGACCUCCCGUGGCCAUGAUCUAUCUGCCAACGAAGGCGAUAGUACCGGGGACAAUUGCAAAGGGAAACUCAAUCGUUCGACAUCGACGGAAGAGCAGUCCCAACCAAGUCUCAACCUCCAAUGCGUUGAAGGACGAGGUCCCGGCAGUCAUCGCCAACGCCAUUCUACCAUCGCUACACAAGAAUCGGGUGGGCGGGAAGCUACAACGGCAGCACGAGCGCCUGCAGGUUGAAAGCGCAACGCCGACGACGGAUUCAACUGCAGACUUGGUGAAGUCGCUCAUGCUGCGGAUGUCGCCGUCCACGCCGACGACUGGAAGUCACUCGACCACUUCAACGGAGUCAGCGAUGCGAGUGCACAAACAUCACGCCUCAAGUCGCCCCAAACUUCCCCUAGUUCCGGUUUCUCUCGACGCGGAGUUGCUGCUGUCACAUGAACCUGAUCGACGGUGGUAA
Phytophthora sojae is the source of this 1605-nucleotide messenger RNA. RefSeq lists its product as hypothetical. The record is from RefSeq and is a predicted model, not a curated record. The coding region runs from base 1 to 1605 and encodes 534 amino acids. Gene Ontology annotation, molecular function: zinc ion binding. Lineage: Eukaryota; Oomycota; Peronosporomycetes; Peronosporales; Peronosporaceae. The transcript has 2 exons.